AUGGCUGCUCCCCGACUUUUCCGCCCUGCAGCUCGUCUGCUUUCAUCACGUCUCUCUGCUCCUCGCCGUCCGGCCUUCCCCCAAUCGGCAUGCGCUCCCUCCAUCCUACGCUCCCGGGGCUAUGCUACGGAAGGUGGUGCUAAGGAAGUCACUGUUCGUGAUGCAUUGAACGAAGCUCUCGCGGAGGAAUUGGAGACGAACCCGAAAACAUUCAUCCUGGGAGAGGAGGUCGCACAGUAUAACGGAGCUUACAAAGUGACAAGAGGUCUUUUGGACCGUUUCGGCCCCAAGAGAGUCAUUGAUACGCCUAUCACAGAAGCAGGCUUUUGCGGUCUGGCGGUUGGCGCUGCUCUUGCUGGCCUGCACCCCAUUUGCGAGUUCAUGACCUUCAACUUCGCCAUGCAGGCUAUUGACCAAAUCAUCAACUCUGCUGCUAAGACCCACUACAUGUCUGGUGGUAUUCAACCCUGCAACGUCACUUUCCGUGGCCCCAAUGGAUUCGCCGCCGGUGUUGCCGCUCAGCACUCACAGGACUACUCGGCUUGGUACGGCAGCAUCCCUGGACUGAAGGUUGUUUCGCCGUGGAGCUCUGAGGAUGCCAAGGGUUUGUUGAAGGCUGCUAUUCGUGACCCCAACCCUGUCGUUGUUCUAGAGAACGAGCUUUUGUAUGGUCAAGCCUUCCCCAUGAGCGAGGCCGCUCAGAAGGAUGACUUUGUCCUGCCUAUUGGCAAGGCUAAGAUUGAACGUCCCGGAAAGGAUUUGACUAUUGUUUCUCUUUCUCGCUGCGUGGGACUGUCUCUGAACGCUGCCGCUGAACUGAAGGAGAAAUACGGCGUUGACGCUGAGGUGAUCAACCUCCGCUCCGUUAAGCCCCUUGAUGUCGAGACAAUUGUUCAGUCGCUCAAGAAGACGGGCCGCAUCAUGUGCGUCGAGUCUGGAUUCCCCAUGUUCGGUGUCUCCUCAGAAAUCCUGGCCUUGGCCAUGGAGUAUGGCUUUGACUACCUGACUGCCCCCGCCGUUCGUGUCACCGGCGCUGAGGUGCCUACUCCUUAUGCCGUCGGUCUUGAGCAGAUGAGCUUCCCCCAGGUGGACACCAUCCUUAGCCAGGCCACUAAGCUUCUACGCUUGUAA
Aspergillus oryzae RIB40 is the source of this 1131-nucleotide messenger RNA. Its product is annotated as pyruvate dehydrogenase (acetyl-transferring) subunit E1 beta. Gene Ontology annotation, molecular function: pyruvate dehydrogenase (acetyl-transferring) activity. The coding region runs from base 1 to 1131 and encodes 376 amino acids. Lineage: Eukaryota; Fungi; Ascomycota; Eurotiomycetes; Eurotiales; Aspergillaceae. Gene Ontology annotation, biological process: pyruvate decarboxylation to acetyl-CoA. The transcript is spliced from 4 exons. The record is from RefSeq and is a predicted model, not a curated record.